Amphiprion ocellaris (clown anemonefish) is the source of this 6696-nucleotide messenger RNA. RefSeq names its product discs, large homolog 3 (Drosophila) (gene dlg3). The record is from RefSeq and is a predicted model, not a curated record. Gene Ontology annotation, cellular component: neuromuscular junction; neuron projection; postsynaptic density membrane. The transcript has 21 exons. Gene Ontology annotation, molecular function: kinase binding. Gene Ontology annotation, biological process: chemical synaptic transmission. Bases 792 to 3620 code for a protein of 942 amino acids. Lineage: Eukaryota; Metazoa; Chordata; Actinopteri; Pomacentridae.
UAAUCCACAUCUAGGGCAAGCUGGCUGAGAGGCGAUCCAGUGCUCAGCUCCUCUCUGCAGGCUGAGAAAAGAGACAGAGAGUGAAAGACAACGAUUUUCAACGCAGGAGGAAAAACGUGAGAUUUUGAGCUCUUGGAGCUGGAAGAUACCAAGAAUUUAACAGAGGAAGAUUUUCAUCUGCGGAUAUCAUUUAUUUAUACAUAUUGUUUAUAUAUCUAUAUAUAUAUUUGUACACACGCAUAUAGAUAUUUAUAUAUAUAUAUACAUUUAUCCUUGUACAUAUCUGUAUUUGUGCUUGUCUGUUUAUAUUACUAUUUUUAUAUGUAUUUGUGUGUGUAAAUAUAUAUGAUAUAUAAACAAAAGAAUAUAUAUAUAUAUAUCUAUGAAUUUAUAUGCGUAUCACUGUGAACCAAGAGAAGCAAGAGGAAAUUUCUAUCAUCAGGGCUGGUCUCUGAUUGUGUGGUGGUAUACAAUAUUUUAAAUAUUUCCUUUGAUCUUCUACGUCAAGAGGACAAAGACUACGUGCCCAUUUUGUAUUUUUUGUUUUCCUGUUGCUGCUUCCCGUCCCUCUCAAUCUCCUUUUUUUUUCUACAUCCGAGAGGAAUAAAGCGGAGAGUGGCAGGAUUUGACGAAAAAGGGAAAAUCUGUAGAAAUUCCUGUGAUUAGUGUUAUUUCCAUCGGCAUUAGCACUCUGUGAGCCGAUCACAGCGUGCUGUGUGAGAUCUGAGGAGGCAGCAGAGACAGAGUGCCACGCCGCUCAUCUCAGCGUCAGCCCAGCCAGCACAGCCAGCAUGCACAAACACCACCACUGCUGCAAGUGCCCAGAAUGUUAUGAGGUAACCCGUAUGGCAGCCCUGAGAAGAAUGGAUGCCCCGUCGUAUGGAGGAGACUGGCAGGCCGAGCCCUAUGGAUACCCGCCUGGGUAUGGGGGAGGCCAGACCUUACCCCCUCCAGCCUCAGGGGGAGGUGGAAGCAUGGGAGGAGGAGGGGGCACUUUGGGGAGAAGUAAGGGCAAGAUUAUGUCUGGUGGGGGCCCUGGAGGCCCCAACCCAAAGGGCCAGUCCAAGGGUGGCCCCAAAGUAAAUGGCAACAACUCCAGUGGACAAGGAGGAUGGUGGCCCGAGUGCACCUGUACCAACCGGGAGUGGUAUGACCAGGCCAACCCUCCCCCCAUCAUUGUCAACGCAGACUCACUAGAUGCAGGCCCUUAUGUAAAUGGCAGUGAUGGGAUGUACAAAUAUGAAGAGAUCAUCUUGGAGAGGGGGAACUCUGGCCUGGGCUUCAGUAUUGCUGGAGGAAUAGACAAUCCCCACAUUCCUGAUGAUCCAGGGAUUUUCAUUACCAAGAUCAUCCCUGGAGGAGCAGCUGCUAUGGAUGGACGGCUAGGGGUUAAUGACUGUGUGCUGCGUGUGAACGAUGUUGACGUGUCUGAGGUGGUUCACAGCCGGGCGGUGGAAGCCUUGAAGGAGGCGGGACCUGUAGUGCGACUGCUUGUCCGACGGAGGCAGGCCCCACCUGAGACGAUUCUGGAGGUCAACCUGCUGAAAGGGCCCAAAGGACUGGGAUUCAGUAUUGCUGGGGGGAUCGGGAACCAGCAUAUCCCAGGAGACAACAGUAUCUAUAUUACCAAGAUCAUAGAAGGAGGAGCUGCCCAAAAAGAUGGACGGCUGCAGACUGGAGACCGCCUGCUAGCUGUGAACAACAUCGUGCUACAGGACGUGCGUCAUGAGGAGGCAGUAGCUGCGCUGAAGAACACCUCUGAUAUGGUUUACCUCAAGGUUGCCAAGCCAGGACCUGUACAUCUGAAUGACAUGUACGCCCCUCCAGACUACUCCAGCAGCCUGGCCCUCCCUCCAGCCUUCCCAACCAUGGUGGACAACCACGUCAGCCACAACUACAUGGGGGCGAUGGAGCCCAAGCCAGUGUACCCGCCACCCCAGGUCACCCCGUCCAGGUAUUCACCCGUUCCCCGCCACAUGCUGGGGGAGGAAGAUUUCACAAGCAGGGCUGAGCCUAUUUACAGUGUCAUCAACAAACCUGGGGACAGCAAGGUGCCCCAGGCCCUCUACAGAGGCUUCUGCCCUUCCCCUGCUCCCUUGUGCCAAGGUCCACUCCCCUUCUCUGGCAGGGAGCCAAGGAAGGUGUUGCUGCACAAAGGCUCCACAGGUCUGGGCUUCAACAUCGUCGGUGGGGAGGAUGGAGAGGGGAUCUUCGUCUCCUUCAUCCUGGCUGGAGGGCCAGCUGACCUGAGCGGCGAGCUAAGGAGGGGCGACCGGAUUCUCUCAGUCAAUGGAGUGAAUCUAAGGAAUGCCACACAUGAGCAGGCGGCUGCAGCGCUGAAGAGAGCUGGGCAGACUGUCACCAUCAUUGCUCAAUACAGGCCUGAGGAGUACAGUCGCUUUGAGUCUAAGAUCCACGACCUGAGGGAGCAGAUGAUGAACAGCAGCAUGAGCUCAGGAUCAGGCUCCCUGCGUACCAGUGAGAAACGUUCCCUCUAUGUCAGAGCUUUGUUUGACUACGACCGAACGAGGGACAGCUGCCUGCCCAGCCAAGGCCUGAGCUUCUCUUAUGGGGAUAUCCUUCAUGUCAUAAAUGCUUCUGAUGACGAGUGGUGGCAGGCGAGGCUUGUCACACCUCAUGGAGAGAGUGAGCAGAUUGGGGUUAUUCCCAGCAAGAAAAGAGUGGAGAAGAAGGAGCGGGCCAGGUUAAAAACAGUCAAGUUCCACGCCCGGACAGGCAUGAUUGAGUCAAACAGGCCAGUCAAAGUAAAGCGCAAAAAAAGCUUCAACCUCUCACGCAAGUUCCCGUUUUACAAGAGCAAGGAGAAUAUUGUACAGGAGUUGGUGGAGUCUGAACAAUGCCUGACAUCCAACACAAGUGACAGCGAAAGUAGUUCGAAGGGUCAGGAGGACACAAUUCUUUCCUAUGAGCCAGUCAUUCGACAGGAAAUACACUACACAAGGCCUGUGAUCAUUUUGGGCCCAAUGAAGGACAGAGUAAACGAUGACCUCAUCUCUGAGUUUCCCCACAAGUUUGGCUCAUGUGUACCCCGUGAGUUGGCAACAUGCAACACCUCUCAGCAGUGCACUACACAUAACAGCGGUGGCAAAAAUAAACUUGUUCCAUUCACCUCCGCAGAUACAACUCGUCCGAGGCGAGAGAACGAGAUGGACGGCCAGGACUACCACUUUGUGGCCUCAAGAGAGCAAAUGGAGAAAGACAUUCAGGAUAAUAAAUUCAUAGAGGCUGGCCAGUUCAAUGAGAACCUCUAUGGGACGAGCAUCUUGUCUGUCAGAACUGUGGCUGAGAGGGGGAAACACUGUAUUCUGGAUGUGUCUGGGAAUGCCAUAAAGCGACUGCAGCAAGCACAACUUUAUCCGAUUGCCAUCUUUAUUAAACCAAAAUCCAUUGAAGCCCUUAUGGAAAUGAAUAAGAGGCAGACGUACGAGCAGGCCAAUAAAGUCUUUGACAAGGCAGUUAAGCUGGAGCAGGACUUUGGAGAGUAUUUCACAGCUAUUGUACAGGGUGACUCGCUAGAGGAGAUCUACAACAAAAUCAAGCUUAUCAUCGAGGAGCAGUCUGGGCCCUACAUCUGGAUCCCCUCCUCAGAGAAGCUCUGAGCUCCCUGCCGUCCUCUCUGCAUCGAUGCAGAGCUCCCUUCCUGCCUCCCAGAGACCCCACCCAAGCCCAAAUAGCCCCCUCUCCUCACCUCCUUUUUGCAGAUAUGUUUCAUAUCAAGUUUUAGUGUCAUCAUUAUGUUACUCUCUAAAUGAAAAAGAAGUCUUAUCACCAUUACUGUGACUGUGCACACCCCUGCAUGAGUUUCUCAACAAAUCCAUUCAAGACUGGAAAUGCCAUUCCAAAGGAAUUUGUCAAAUGAAAACAAAAGGGAAAAGGAAUAAAUCCUUUUGUGAACUGAGACUGACUGAAGAUCAGAAUGCUUUGCAGAAAUCUCAAGAGACGAGUUGGGAUUCAAAAAGAAGUUGCAGGGGAACAGAGACAAAUCAUACCAAGUUGGAACACUUUGUAAAUGUUCAUCAAAUCACAUUUAAAAAGACACGCAAGAUGAGAAGUUGAAGACCAAUUAAGGGUUUUUUUUUUCUAAAAGGACUGGAUAAAAUCGAGCCCUGCUGAUGGUACUGUUCAAGGAGUCGUCUCUUGUUUAUAAUGACUGAGGAAAUUAGUGGAGGAGCCUACAAACUGGUGAUCUAUUUAUCACAAACCAGCUUGCUGUUUGGUCGUCUGCCAGUUGUCUGUGCUGCAGCCGAUAAAGACAUCUUGGGAGGCAGAUCAAGAGGAAGAAAUGCGUUGUGAAUCUCUACAUUUAUAUUAUGAAAUCACAAGAUAAAUGAUAAAAUCCUACUGAGAUUUUACUACAUAUUAAAAACUACACAUUUUACACUUCACUAGAGUUGUCAAUUUGGAGGGCUGUUAGAUUUCAUUUUGGGUUUUUUUCUUUCUUUCUUGUGGGAUUUUUUUGCUUGUGGUUUUUAGCUGCUCUGUGUAAAGGAUGGGGGUAGAGAAGUGUAACUGGGCUCUCUGCAAAACACCAAACUGCCUUACAUCAAAUACAAAUUCUGUUUUGUGACUACCUGUUGUCUGUGAGGGAGGCUGCACACAACUGACAAGGAAAAGAGAGGAAACAUUCUCAUCUUUCCUUAGUUUUUUUGUGUCCUCCAACUGUCAGGAGGCCUGACUUGAGUGCAAUAGAUUAAAAAUAUAUAGUCUCACCUCUGUGGGCGCCUUUUCUCUGUAUUUCAGCCUUUUUUCUGUGUAGUUAAACGAAGAAUUUGGCCAUUGGAUUACAAUUUGGAACAGCCAGAGCCUCCUAACUCAUGUUGAGCAGCAGACCACCCUAUUACACUCUCUGCCUUCCCAGAGGAUUCUCUUCUGAUUGGUCACAUGGUACUGUCCUAUCUGCCGCCAUGAUGGUGGCCUUAAAACGGGUAGAACAAGACAAUAAUUGUAUUGGAUGUCCUAACGAUUAAAGAGUCAAUAUAACCUGUUUUGGAUUGUCCCCAUGUCCCCCUACCAAAAACAACACUAAAGUUGGGUUUGAGUAAACCUAUACGCUUUGUGUAUCUAUAAACGUAUGAAUUCUUCAUGAAUCUGUUGUUGGCAGGUGCUGAACCACUGUGUUUGAGCUCUGGGCGUGUCUGGGGUGAGCUAGACCAGCUCAGGAAUCUUUAACGUACAGAUACCAUUUCCCCUGUGACUGAACGGCCAUGUUUGGGCGAUGACACAGAGUCCGUAGUUGUGAACAAAUGAGUUCUCGAGGCACUGUCGCUUAGUUGAAGGCAUUUUUAACUGGACGGUGUAUCCGGGUUGUAUUGCGUGUCUUCUAUUUAUCGCGGGGCUUGGAGCUUGUUCGAGGCCAUCGGUUCGGUAACCUACGCUGCGCAGCAUCAGCAGGAUUGAAAUGACCCGCUCCACCUCUCUGUGCAGAUCUUGGCGCUGUAUGGCGACGUGUGCAUGUGAGAGGGCACGUCUGAAGGAGGAGUCCUCUGGCCCCUGAUCCUGUGAACGUUCUCGCUUUCUUCCUCAGCUUUUUGAAGAGUGCAAAGGGAUUGUUUUUUUUUUUUCUCCUCAGAGAGCCAGACCCAACAAGAAGUGUUAACCUAGACCUCUGGGUCCAUUGCUCUCUCCCACCCACAGAGCACCUGUACCUGCAGGCAUUUUCUGAACAGGUGUGCCCACCUGCCAGGCACCACUGCUAAACCAGCUGUCAUUACCUGUGUCAAAACCAGAGUUCAGGGAAUAACCGAAGGGAACAGAGCCAUUUAUAAACUGCUUGCAGACUGUUUCAAAGGGUGUGGUAGCUGUACAAUGUAAAUAAGCCCCCAGCAGAUCCCCCUCACCUGUGCUUCAUGCAUGUGUGAAUCAGACUGGGACAAACAUGUUUUAUAGACCACAAAUGUCAGGUAAGUAAAGUCUGAGCUACUCUUGAGAUAUAAUUUCCAUACAAAUGUGCUGUAUUGUUGGUAUUUCUCUUAAAAUGCCUAUUGGAACACUUAACUAGUCAGUUGGGAAUUCAAUUCCCUCAAGUAGGGCCUGUCUACAUGUGAUUUCUUGUGGAACGUGUCUGGGUGUAUAGAUUUAAAAAAAUAUAUUGUAAAAUAAAGUGAUACAGGCAGAAACCUACACAAUAUCGCAGAAACCAGGAGCAUUGAUCAAUACAUUAUUAGAAGUUUAGAAUUGGUCUUCUCUGGUGUUUAGUUGAAAUACAGCUGACUGUUAACAAUGUGUGUGGUAUUCAUACCUCAGUCAGCCAUGUCAAAGCCCAAAGAACUUGAUUUCAUUUUACUCUUUCCAUUGAGGUUGUGGUAACAAGAUGGGACCUGAAUGCCUCUGUGUGUAUAAUUGAUGAGGGUCUUUGUUCUGAUGAGAGAAAUGACGACAUAUAUGCUUUUAUUUUUUGGGUGGGGGGGUCAGGGUUCUUGUUUGUACUUUUGGGUGAUGAUAUGUUUAUGUUAUAGCACAUCUGUGCAGUAAGUGCUUGCAAACAUGAACCCUUUGAUUGUACAGUAGUUUCCUUCCUGUCACUGCAGGUGGUACAGCCUAUCAGGACACUUGGCCUCAUGGUCUUCCCUGUCCUAGUCAUGAGGGAACACAGUCCUGCAACUUUUGUUUGGGUUUUAUUUUGGGACUUGACAAGAGUUUAUUUGUUUGAAAAUAAAAUAUGUGACUCAGUUAUGA